Messenger RNA from Fusarium keratoplasticum, 2859 nucleotides. RefSeq names its product PX domain-containing protein. The transcript has 7 exons. The record is from RefSeq and is a predicted model, not a curated record. Bases 1 to 2859 code for a protein of 952 amino acids. Lineage: Eukaryota; Fungi; Ascomycota; Sordariomycetes; Hypocreales; Nectriaceae. Gene Ontology annotation, molecular function: phosphatidylinositol binding.
AUGGCUGCUGAGGCCGGAGACAAGCCCGCGGCCGUCGAUGGCGCUGGCCCCGAGGCGACACCAAAUUCCACCGUCGAACUGCCCGUCCGAACGACGAAACGAGAUGCCACGCCGCCCCCAGGCCAGUCGCUCACCGGAAAGCAGGAGCACUACCUCAAGCGAGAGCUCAUCUCUGAGCAGGUAAAAUGGGAGAUUAACGAGCUCAACUCCACGACGGCCCUUCAGCGCUUCGGCGCACCCUUCCGCUCCGACCACGGCGAGGUCUCCCCCCAAGAGUCUGAGCUACCUAUUCUGCGAUACAUCUUUGUCCAUCAUGUUCGCGACUUUCCCUUUCUAGACAAGGCGCGCGAGAAGGAAUUCUGGCAAGACAAGCUCCAGGUGUUCCUUGAGUCCUUUGCAGGCAAGUCAAUCUCAUCCUCUGAGGAUCGCCUGGAGGAGACGAAACGCCGAAAGCUCGCCAUCAAGGCUAGAAAACUUGUCGAGUUGAUGAUGGUGUCCGGAAUCGGAACAUCAUCUGGUUUUGAAGAGCGCAUUCGAUUUUCAGAGAUUGAGAUCGUGGAUAGCAAUGCUAUCGAGACUGGGGUGAUGCACACCCUGCCUGAGGGCAACUAUAUCAACGGCUGGGAUGUCAAUGUUGCCGGUGUGCGCGUCACUCAGGUUAAGCAUACGAUUCGAAAGCAUAAGCACGCCGAGUUCAUCCUGAGGGUCAAAAAGAAGGGAGAGCUGGAAUACUACGUGGGCCGGAGGUACAGCGACUUUGCAAAGCUUCAUAGGCGACUGCGCAAUGAGCUUCCUGGUCGAGUACUCCCGGAUAUGCCUAAGAAGAAUAAGUCUGACACGACAACGACCGCCCUUACGUCUGUAUUCAGCAAUGGGAACGACUCGGAUGCCUCCUCCAUCUCUUCUGUAUCAACCCGGGUAACUGGUCUUGCCCUCGCUCCCGACGGCUCAUCAUCAAUGCUGUCACCCGGUCAUCGCAGGGCCGGUUCAGCGGCUUCUUUCCGAUCAAGCCGCUCAAGGGGACUCAAUUCGCCCAAAAUCCCUUCACCGCGAGCAUCUACCGAGGGAGGGAGACUAAGUCCAGGCGUUGUUCCAAGCCCUGACAAAGAGACUACUGUCGUUCUCUGGCGCGAGAACCAGCGUAUCUCACUCCGGGCCUUCGUUCGAUCUCUCCUACACAACCCCCAGGUCGCCAAUACAAACGCCAUGCAGGAGUUCUUGACUGGUGAACCUAUCACCCCCACAGAUGAAGAUGUAGAGGACAUUAUCCGGAGAAAGGCUGUCGACGAGAAGCGCAUGGAAGAACAGAAGCAAUUCUACGAGAUUGCCCGGAAACGAGCUGCUGAGCUUGAUGAGUACAUGGAACAGUUCCGCCGAGACAUUGUUGAACGCAAUGGGCUCACAAUGCUCUUCAAGGAGAUCAAGGAAAAGGAAACGAUCCCAGACCUCAGCAUUCAGUAUCGAAAGUUUGCCGAGUGGCUUCGUAUUGAGAUUGCCGCCGUCAUCUAUCACCUUUUCCUUGCCGAGGACAACUCUCCCGAGCUUUUUGCACAGGCGAAGCGUAUUCACUCUCUCAUCCCGUACUCGCUCAUGAAGAAUGUGAUUCGAAUCGCCAACCCAGCGGCCGUCAUGUCGGGUGUUCUCGACAUCUUCCUGGCUCAGCCCUUUGGCACACGGUCGUUGAUGCAGAGAAUCUUCUCUCUGACUCUGAAUGAUGGUAUCAGGAGCUUCCAGAAAUCAAUCGAUAUCCUGAGUACUAAGAUCGGUGACCCGGUCUUCUCAGACAAGCUCUACAAGUACACACACUCAGAAGAGCAUAUCAAGCUGGCUAUUCGCGAGGAGGCCGAGGCGGAUGACGUGGACCUGAUUGUGGCAAUCUUGAGAUCAGACCUCAUCGAGCCAGGGCUGACAGGAGAGCAAAUCCAGAGGCUCUACAAUGCCUACGUCGCAUUCAACAAUGCCGUCGAAAACAUUGAUGAAGAGUUGCGCCAGGGAGCCGAGCUGUUUUCGUACUUGAAGCAGUACCUGAAGCUCUGUACUCGACAGCGGGACAAGGAGAUGAUGCUCCAGUUGAUCGAAGAGCCUGUGACACUGCAGCUCUUCCGUGAUCUCUUUACGAUCUUCUACGAACCUCUUGUGCGAGUCUACAAGUCGGCAAACGUCUACAACAGUGUCACAGACUUUGCUGUGUUUAUCGAUGACAUGAUUCAGGUUGUCGACAAGUGCAGAGAGCAAGACGCUUCUGCCGAUCCCAACCAAACUGUUCAAGCAUUCAUCGAUCUCUGUCAGAGACAUGAGCAUAACUUUUACAAGUUUGUUCAUGAAGUUCACACACAUGACAAUGGCCUCUUUACCCAGCUCAUGGGCUGGAUCGAGGGCAUUCUUGAGUUCCUGCGAAAGGGUCCAAAGAACGGAACUCUCAACGUCAACGCAUUAUUCGAGGGCGGCGUUAGCACGGGACUGUUAGACAAGACCAAGGCAAUCGAGGAGAUCAAUGCACUCAUCGCAUGGCAAGAAGCACGAAAGAAGUGGCACAACGACAAGACGAGGCAGAAGAUGGCGGCAGAGGGACAUGUGGGAAGUGACAUGAUGCCCACUGGAAUUGCCUUUAACUCAUCAGACUUUGGGCUUGAUAGUGACGACCUUGAAGACAUGGCAUACGACGAUGGGUCUGAUUCGGAGCUAGAAGCGGAGCAAGAGGAUGAGAUGGACCCUAUCGAAGCUGAGAGACGACGCAGAGCCAAGCGACAGGAUCGCUUACGGCGAAGUGCAGGAGAGCCAGUGAAACCUCCAGUCGGCGAGGUUCACAAGCUGACGGAGAAUUUCCUGGUCAUGCUGCGGGACGUUUUGGCGGAUUAG